Pomacea canaliculata is the source of this 3061-nucleotide messenger RNA. RefSeq lists its product as uncharacterized. The coding region runs from base 1794 to 3026 and encodes 410 amino acids. The record is from RefSeq and is a predicted model, not a curated record. NCBI's taxonomy places the organism in Eukaryota, Metazoa, Mollusca, Gastropoda, Architaenioglossa, Ampullariidae. The transcript is spliced from 3 exons.
GCAGCAGCGAGAUGGGAGGGAGCGGAGGUUGGUGAAUUUGCAGCGGCAUGCCAGCGCCAAAGCUGACAAUGGGAGGGUGGUGUUUAUGUUGGCAAGCCUGGGUUGAGGGCCUGUCAACCUACAGACGAGGGAACGGUGAUGUGGUGAAGGUGCUAGACCCCUCCUUCCUACACCCGAAAAUGAUGUUCGUGGUGUCGCUGGUCUGACACACUCCGUCGCUGCAGCUCUCACCUCCUCUGCAUGCUUCCACCACCACCCAUCUUUUUGUCUCCACCUCUGCCUUUCUUCCUCGCACCGGACGUGUCCUCCUCACACCGCCAUGAGCUUCCUGCACAGAUGUGAUCCUGAGAAUUGGCUGCACCCUAGUCUCUCUGAACCAUCAAGAGAUUCAAUGUUGGGGGGACAGUGUCACGUGCUGUGUGUUCCCUAUUCGUUCGGUGAUGCAGUGUAGAGGGUACCUUCACAGGAAAGGAAACUACCGCGGUCUUCUCAAAGAAUCUGCAGCCUCCCACGGGGACCCAGGUAUCGUCUUUUGGCCCUUCGGCGUCAGACGUUCAGUCGCCUAAAAUGGAAGGGCCCAUCAAGGGUUAACCGCUGACGAAUGCAGAGAUGGAUUCCGAGGACUCACGCUCACCUGGGUUGGACUCAAACCCUUUUACAAAUUGGGUUUCGCCUUCAGUGACGUUGACAGAGAGCGAGUGUACAGGUGACCCAGGUGAACCACUCACCUUGAUAUCCUCAUCUUCUGAAAGUCCCUCCCGACACCCAGCAUUCACACGCUCAGUGGCUGAUGCCCAGACGAGGGCGUUUUGGACGAACAAACUUCCAGCACUUACAUCGGUUCUCAUACUUCACCUUCACAAGACAGCGACAUCGGACGACUGACCACCAGUAGGGACAUCGAAGUCCCGCCUAUAACCACAGACACGUCAGGGAAGAAUAACUCCUCUGGCGAAUUCGACAGCGAUGCGCCGCCGCAAGCGCGUGCUAACUUUUCCGCGAAACACCAAGAUGCUAACUCCUCGUCACACCCACUCAUCCCCUUGCCCUCCCCUGUACAAGUUCCCCGACAGACGAGCGGACGUGGGUUGUCUUCCGACCAGGGGGAGAUCACCGACGAACCCAAAGCUCCCGAGGAGGACAGCGUUGCCAAGGACGAUACCGGACAUAGGGGGCGCCUUGCAGAUGACUUCCUGUCAGACGACGAUGACCACGCCGACCAUCGUUCGGAAGUGGUCGUGCGAGAAGUAGUUGUACAUCGUACUGAUGGAGAGAAUCUGGGCCUCAGCAUCGUCCCUAGCUACGGCUCCACCCGAGACUUAUAUCAGAUCAAACGAUUGCUGCCGGGCGGAGCCUGUGCCAGAUCAUGCAGCCAUCUUGCCGUUGGUGACCGACUGGUAGCCUGUAACGGACAGAGCCUGAAGGGCCUGACACAAGUCCAGUGCCUGCAGGUCCUGAAGUCUGCAGCAUCGCCCGUCUCCCUGACUGUACUUCAUACGACUCCCAUCCCUGAGUCCCCAUCUUCCUCCGCAUCCAGUCCACUGCUGGCAGCGGGCGAACCCGAGGAUGGAUCGCCUGCUAGCGCCGACGAAGUUCUAGUGUCGGGAGACGGAAAUCAGCCCCAAGAUCAAAGCUGGGGGUCAUGCGAGCAUGUACAGGAGGAUUAUGAAAACGGGACAGACUCAGAACACCUGUUGCAUUCACACGACAACCACACAUCCUCGACCCUUACAGCUCUGUUUGUAGAAGCCACUUCCGGUGGACCGUCUGACCUCGUCAUAGACAGUGCGACCAUGUCCAAUCCCUUCUUCGACGACGUCAACUCCGUCCCAUCUCCAGAAGCUAGUCCAGCAAGGUUGACCAAGACGAAUCCGUUCUACCACGACCUUCUGGGAGAUGAGUUCGGCAGCAACCCAGGCGCUGCUAAUUAUAACAACUCUUCUCCCUUCGACUUUUUGUCCGACCCCAGAGAGACGGGCAGCGAUGGUCUUUCUGCGUCCAACGUUUUACUCGAUCUGAGCGGCGGAGACGACUGGCUGAUGGCAUCGUCUGUGAUGACACCAUCCAGAGGGGACGCCGGUAAAGCAUCGGGUAACGAUGUCGUGGCUGGUGUUGGAGUCACUCCUCCGACAAAUUUCUCGGACGUCUCUGAGAUUUUACGAGAUUUUGCUCCAGCUUCUGCCCCGGCGAGCGCGCAACCCCCGGUGACCAACAUCGACGAUCUGUUGGGCAUGGAUUUCUUAGUGAUGGGAGAGACAAAAGAGACAGAGCUGCUACCACCUGCAGUACAGUCAGUCAGCAUCAGCCGAGACGACAACGGCCUCUCAGACGAAAACUUUGAUUUUCUGGUUGACGCCGAAGAGGCUAAACAGGACAUACAGGCUGUUCCAGUCGUUGGGGACGAACCUCCCCCUCCGAUACCUACAACCACAUUCCCUGGUGCUCCGCCUGCACAAGACUCGAGCUUGGAUGAACACACUUCCACGAUUUCCUUGCCGUUCGAAUGCCCUAUCGCUGGUGGACGUGUUGAUGGCAGUGUGGUUCAUGUGACGGACAUCAUGGUCAGCUCCUCUUUCAAGCCGCACACGUCGUCGAUAAUGGUCUCAUCGACGAAAGCAUCGCCCUGCUCCUCUUCCACUGCUGGAGAGCUUUCGCCGCCAGGACCCGCGUGUGGAAGAUUGAGUGGCUCGGAGGACGCUCCCUCGACACAAAUCUACUUCGACAACAGUGAGCCAGAGGAGAAGAGUGGUCCUGCCUUAGCUCUCGCGCCAGGUCCAGGUGAACCGGAUACGAACGAAGAAAAAAUAUUUCCGACGGAUGUUCAUAGAGAUAAGGAGGACAACGGAUGUGCGGUGCCCGUAGAUUCCGGAGAACAGAAAGGUAAACGGCGACAGGUGGGUGAAUCGGAUAAACACAACUUGCCGUCGGUCAUGGCAAAAAUGGAUACAAGCAAGUCUCCCCGGGAUGACAGACACCCAAAGAUUGACAACUUAGUGGAUGAAGGGAAAUCGUGCCUGUCAUUCUGAGCCGACGAGGAAGCAGAAAUUGCAGAUACGGUGCU